This is a messenger RNA of Ordospora pajunii, 1485 nucleotides long. RefSeq lists its product as uncharacterized. The coding region runs from base 1 to 1485 and encodes 494 amino acids. The record is from RefSeq and is a predicted model, not a curated record. Lineage: Eukaryota; Fungi; Microsporidia; Ordosporidae. The transcript has a single exon.
AUGUUGAAAGAUCCAAACAUCCUAGCAAAGCUCAAAAGGUAUAAUGAUGUAUGCACAGAAAUAGACAUCCAUGCAAAAACACUGGGUUCCUUGAUGAAUAAACUGAAUUUAGAUGUGAUUGAUGAGUUCAAGCCGUAUAUUGAGCCAAAGAAAGGCAUUGACAGACUGUUGAUGUUCUACAAAAUGUUCAUGGGGUCGAAGACCAUAAUCAAUCGAGAGAAAAGCAGCCUUGAGGAGCAGUUUGGGGGAAUGAGCAAUGCCUCAUUUACAUGCAAACUUGAGGCGCUCAGAGAAAAUGAUGUGAUAGGAUCAAUACAAAGGCUGAUGGAUGUGCGCCAAAGCCUGGUGGAGUAUAAUGGGAUAAGGGUGGUGGACACGGAAGUGGUGGGUUUGGAUGAGUUGAUCAAGAAGGCAAUCGGCAUAGUUGAGGAGUCUUUUUUUGUUUCUCUUGCAAAUAUUCCGAAGCUGGAGCCUGAUACACAAGAGUUUGCGGUGUUCCUUCUUGCAAAUGUCGAUAGAAAGCGGAUUGUGAGCAGGUAUACGGACAUGAUGUAUUCGAAGUUUGGCUUUGAUGGCGUUGGAUCGGACAACAAUAUGCUGUUGGAACGAACAAGCAAGUUGAGCCAUACAUUACUAGAGAUUGCAGACAUCAACGACAGUGUGAUUGGCAAGGAGUAUCCGGAGGUAACAAUUGGAUUGCAAAAGAUGCUUGUGAUUGGGCUGAGAAGAGAAAUCACGGACAACCUGAUGAGGAUGGAGAAGGAAGAGGGGAUAGGCAGCAUUCCGUUUCUUGUGGAGCUGAAUUCUAAGCUCAGGCAUUCUGGAAACAGAAGGACUCGAGCGAUGGAGGAGCUUUUUGUGUUCAAGGACAGGAUAAACCAAGUUAUCUGCAAUUGCAUGUCCAGAUACUUUGAAGACUUGGAUAUGCUAAUGAAUGCAAACAGCAAAUGCGAUGUAGAAAGCCUGUGUGUGGAUAUGAGAAGCAUCUUGGAUUCAUUCUAUGACCGCAAGGACAUAUUGGAUGUGUUUGUGAAAACAUAUGGAUUGAGUUUCGGGCUCAAAGAGCCACAAGACAUGUUCCAGGUAUUCAGCGGAAGAUCGAUCGAGAAAGUGCUACGUCUUGCAGAGACACUGAAAGGAAUAUCAAAGAGUGUGUAUGUGCUGAACAAUGCACAUGUGUUUGAUGGGUACCUGAAGCAUGUUGACGGCAUUUCAAUCGAAAAGAUAGUCAGCAUCAACAUUGACGACAUUGUGAAUGUGUGGAGGCAUGAAAUUGAAAAAAGAAGCGAGGAAGAUAUAACGGUGUUUCUUGAUAAAAACAUCGAGAGCCAAAACAGGCACUUCUUACCUGAAAUAUACCGGACAAAGAUUGUGGAACAAAUCGAUAUGGCAGUCAAAGAGGCACUGAGCACAAAGAAAUACAUAGGAAGCACCACAAAGCUAUAUCAUCAAAUCAAGAAGCUGUAUUCACAAUCUCAUACAUAA